This is a messenger RNA of Thyridium curvatum, 3135 nucleotides long. RefSeq lists its product as uncharacterized. Gene Ontology annotation, molecular function: ADP binding; protein binding. Bases 1 to 3135 code for a protein of 1044 amino acids. The transcript has 8 exons. Lineage: Eukaryota; Fungi; Ascomycota; Sordariomycetes; Thyridiales; Thyridiaceae. The record is from RefSeq and is a predicted model, not a curated record.
AUGGUUCGCCGCUCCAGAGACCCCCAGCAAGAGCUGAGUGGCCCUUGGAAGCCCGAAAGCGGCGUCUCCGCCCAACAAUCUCUCAUCCUGAGCAGAACAAUCCGGCUUCGCCCUCGCAGCGAGAUGAAGGUUGAACCUAGCGUGAUCACUGUUCCCGGCUACCACACUCCGUCCCCCAGCAGCUGGGGCGUAGCCGACGAGCUCCAGGAAGCUGCUAUUCCAGUGGAUUCGGUCUCACAACUACACAUCUACUCCUACGCACCUUCGAUUAAUCCAGAUGCCUUCACAUGGGAAGAAUUUAUGAAGACCGGCAGCGAUCUGGCGGAGGAUUUGGCACAGCUGGCUACUGAGGUCCUCUACAGUUGUGCGAGGAUAGCUGUCCAGAAGCAGCUCUCGAGACUUCCGCGCCGUGAUGUCUACCAGCUGGCGCAUCUCGCUGCCACAUUCGAGCAAAUUGCGACUAUUCCAGUCCUAUCUGUAUUCGAACAUACUGAAGCUCCAUCGGGGUUCAACAAGUUUUUUGGUAAGAGGACAAAGGCACUUGUUGACGAGCAGUUUGCUACUAUAUCAUCCGAGGCCGAGCGUCUACUUGGGGUGCACCUGAGCCACAGCGAACUUUGCAAGCUUCCUAUGCUGAGGAACCAAACCUAUUCAGCGAGGGAUUUUCUUCGCUCUCUAUUCACCGACAUGGCCAAAAGCCGAAGGUGGUCAACCUCGACCGGUCUCACAUCAGCACCCUCGAUUCCUGCCUCGAACCCUCUUAAUCCACUGAAUCUCGCGCCAAUUGACCCCGUGGAGAGCUCUGGCACAUCGAUAUUCUCUUCUAGCAGCAGGCCACGAUCAGUGAAGAUGUUCACCCGGCCAUCGUUUGAGGCUCUACCUAGUCAGACAGCUAUCAUGGAUACGAACAUUCGACGGCUUCUGGAGACGAGAAAGUGCCAUCUACCCUGCUUCAACCUGUCACACACACCAAAUCCCGACUUUGUAGGUCGCAAGGACAUUCUGGAAACAAUGGAUAGGUAUCUGCUGCCGAGUGUAUCUGACUCGAAAGGCUUGCACAAUACUCGUCUCUUCGCGCUAUGCGGCAUGGGUGGGAUUGGCAAGACCGACGUCGCCAUCCAGUACGCACACUCGAGACGAAGCAAAUUUGGAGCGGUAUUCUGGCUUGAUUCUGGUGGCAUUUCACAGUUGACAGUCGACUUUGCCCAGAUUGCAAGCCAGUUAGGACUGCUGAGCUCGACAGAGGCCGGCGAUCUCGAAAGCAGCAUCAAGAUUGCCAAGGCCUGGCUCACUUCUUCUAUGAGCACGGACAGUGACGAGAACGAGACUUGGCUGCUCAUCUUCGACAAUGCGGAUGAUCUGGACAUCAUCGCUGAUUACGUACCCUGCACUGGUAACGGCUCAGUGCUGAUAACCAGCAGAGACCCUUUCGCCAAGGAGAAUUUCUUUUCCCACGGAACCGGCAUUGAUAUGAGCCCCUUAUCGAUGGACGACUCCGCCACGCUGCUUCGGAAGCUGACCAGGAAGACGGAGGACACCUCGACUCUGGACGAGCGGGCGGCCUCAGUCACCUUGGCGACCAAACUGGACGGUUUACCGCUAGCGAUGACACAAAUGGCAGGUUUCAUCAGGCGCCGGCGAGUCUCCAUUCGGGAGUUCAUCAGCCUCUACGACACCGACGCCCGAUAUGCAGAGAUUCAUGACUUCAGCAACUAUAUCCAGAGCCAUAGGUAUGGGUACACUCUCGCUACGGCUUACAACUUUCAGGACCUCAGUCCUCAUGCUACCAAGCUUCUUCAGCUCUUGGCAUUCAUGAACCCAGAUCGCAUACAGGAGAGCAUAUUUGUCGACUCCAAGGCAGCCAAGAGCGAUGUCAAAAGCGCCUUCUGGACACCGUCGACCUUUGAGAGUGCGCGAUUUGAAUUGCUCACAUCAUCCAUUGUCAAACGGAAUAUUGAUAAGAAGGAGCUCUGGAUCCAUCGCGUGAUUCAGGCAGAGGUGCGAACACGCAUCGACGAGGCUCGGGGCUAUCAGGUGUUCAAGGAUGCCGUGGAGCUUUUGAAUGGGGUCUGGCCUCCGGGUGACCUUCUCAUGCAGGCGAAGACAAGGUGGGCGGCGUGUGAAGAUUUGAUGCCUCACUUGGAACAAUUCUACAAUCUCUACCUCGAAUACGCCAGUGUAUGGGACGACUUUGAAGUCGACAUCACAUUCCCCAGUCUACUCAAUGAGAUGGGAGUGAAAGCAAACAUCACUCAAGAGCCCUUGCUCAGCAAUAUGCACCUCACAAUGGGAGCUCUCUGCAACGGAUUACAUGAUGCUCAAGCAUCACUGGAGCAUAACAUUUUGUGCCUCACUAUUCGUAAGGAUGAGGCCGCGAAAAGAAAUCAGCCGGAUCUGCCGUUGGCUUUCGCGCAUAGCCAAAUGGGAAUCUCGUACAUGGGCGUUAAAAAGUACGCCCUCGCAACAGAGUACUUCAAGCAAAGCGUAGAGCUACUCAAGACCAUCGAUGCCGACUAUGACCAGUGGUGCUUUCCUGUCUGCAACCUCGGUCUGGCCUACUGGAUCCAAGGCGAGCUGGAUCAGGCCAAUACGCUGCUUACUGAAUAUUGGACGCGACGUCAGACAUUCUUUGGUAGAAUUGAGUCCAUAUCCUACAAGAAUGCAAGAGUCCUGCAUGCUUUGGGUAAUGUCAGGGCUAGUCUGGCAACGCAAGCAGAACGACGAGGCGAGCUCGAUGCUGCAAAGAAGCUCUGGGAAGAAGCGUUUGGGUUGCACAAGGAUUGUUUCAAUCAGUACCACUCGUCGUAUGGUACUUUCAACCGCCGCGUGGGCGAUGCCAGCCACAAGCUGGCCGAGCACUACAUCCGGCUCAGCGAAGAUGCCAAGGCAAAGGAACUACUUGAGCGUUCCUUGAGCAUAUGGGGCGAUUGGCCUUGGUUCAAGAACGAGUUGGCACGUUCGGCGUUUCUUCAUGGAACGCAUCUGCGCGACGCGGGGGACGAAGAGGAUGCUGAGGCGGGAAGAUAUUGGAUAGAAAAGGCGAUGAAGUUGCGGAGUCAAAUACUGCCUGGUGAGAAGCCGAAAGACUUGGAGCAGGCCGACUUUGACGAUCUCGUCUGCUUCUGGUCCAUCUGA